Aspergillus terreus NIH2624 is the source of this 708-nucleotide messenger RNA. RefSeq names its product N-terminal protein methyltransferase. The record is from RefSeq and is a predicted model, not a curated record. Gene Ontology annotation, cellular component: cytoplasm. Gene Ontology annotation, molecular function: N-terminal protein N-methyltransferase activity. The coding region runs from base 1 to 708 and encodes 235 amino acids. Lineage: Eukaryota; Fungi; Ascomycota; Eurotiomycetes; Eurotiales; Aspergillaceae. The transcript has a single exon. Gene Ontology annotation, biological process: N-terminal protein amino acid methylation.
AUGUCCAACGAGUCAAUUAACAGCCCUGCGGACUCCCACAUAGACCAUGCGGCUGCGAUAAAUUACUGGAGCGAAGUACCUGCCACCAUCAAUGGCAUCCUUGGUGGCUUCCCGCAGAUCUCUCGCAUCGACCUGCGCGGGUCCAAGAAUUUCCUCGCAAAAGUGCGCCGCUUGAUCCCCAACUGCACAACGACCGAGAAGCUCAAGCUAGGUGUUGAUUGCGGGGCGGGUAUCGGCCGCGUGACGGAAGGCUUUCUCAGCCAGGUGUGCGAGGUUGUCGACGCCGUGGAGCCGGUUGAAAAAUUCGCCUCGACUCUUAAAGACAGCCUCAGAGAAAGCGAUGCCCUAGGAGACGUCUAUGUUGUGGGUCUGGAGAAUUGGAGCAUCGAGAAGAAAUACAACUUAAUCUGGGCACAGUGGUGUCUUGGCCACCUUACCGAUGCUCAACUGGUUGAGUUCCUUAUCAAGUGUCGCGCAGCCCUGGCGGACCUUGGAAUCAUGGUGGUCAAGGAGAAUCUCUCUACCGAUUUAUCUGGCAAUGAUAUCUACGAUGAUGUCGACAGCAGUGUGACACGAACCGAUGAAAAGUUCAAGGCCCUAUUCAAGGCAGCGGGGAUGAAUGUGAUCGCGACAGAAUUACAAGCCGGGUUUCCGAAACAUUUAAACCUCUUGCCCGUGAGAUCUUAUGCAUUACGGCCGAUGGCUUGA